AUGUGCAAAGUCAAAACUACUCCGUCCAGUUUAAUCUUUUGACUAAAUAAUCCUAAGAUUCUGCUUAAAUAUUCUUAAAUAAAUUAUAUCAAUCGAUUGAAAUGGCGCACCCCACAUUUUUCGAGCGUAUAUUUCUACACAUUUCGAGAUAUUACGUUUCAGCAUGCUUUACACUGCUACGAGCCCUCACCCUGCCUUUCUGUUACUUGAUAGAGUUUGUUUGUGCAAAGCUUAAAGUGGCAAAUUCGCCUGAAUUGCAUGAAAAAAAGUUGAGCAUGUCCAGAAUCAGAUUAAGGCCUGGAACAAGGCUGGGAGACGGACCAAAUUAUGCACGGCGAGACCCGGAUGGGCAACCAUGUCGUUGAGAACGCCCGUCUACAAGGAUACCAUGACCGGGAUAGAUUUGUCCAGGCUGGAUGACAUCGUGACGAUUGACGAAAAAUCCAUGACAAUGACUGUCGAACCGUUAAUGAAAAUGGGUCAAUUAACGAGAAUACUGGGAUCAAAGGGGUACACGAUCCCGGUCGUGCCGGAGUUUAAGUUUCUCACGGUGGGGGGAUUAAUUUGUGGGGCCGGGUUGGAAACCUCAUCCCAUAAAUAUGGAUUUUUUCACAACACGUGCACCUCAUACGAGGUUGUUCUUUCGUCAGGUCAAGUGGUCAGGUGCAGUAAGGACGAAAAUUCGGAUCUAUUCCACGCCAUUCCGGGUUCUUACGGGACCCUUGGAUUUCUCACUGCUGCCACUAUUAACAUCAUGAAAGCGGAAAAAUAUGUGAAACUUUCAUACAUCCCGGUCAACUCGUUGGAUGAAGCGACUAAACGGAUUACAGACGAAUCUCUUAAGACACCCGGGCCCGAUUUUGUUGAAGGGAUCAUGUAUUCCUUGGAUAAAGGGGUUAUCAUGGUGGGAGCUUUGACGUCAAAAUCUGAACCUGGAAAGGUAAACUCCGUUGCUGCCUGGUAUAAGAAAUCGUUCUACAAACACGUCCAAAGUUUCUUAAUUGGGGAUCAACUAAUCAAUCUUCCAAUAUCUCAACCUGCCACAAAAAAUAUCCCCCUCAGAGAUUAUUAUCACCGCCAUUCAUACGCCGGCUUUUGGGCUUAUUCAGCCUUCGUCCCUUAUAUUGAUGUCCCCCUGUUUCGCUACAUUUUCGGAUGGACGACGUUUGAAGACAAUUACACCUAUAAAAUUGUCCCGCGUUGUUUCAGACGAAUCUUUGAGAUAAAUCUCGUCCUACAAGAUUUUAUCGUUCCGAUUGAUAAGAUGAAGAUGGCGCUGCAAUUCUUUCACGAUCAAGUUGAGGUAUACCCGGUAUGGCUUUGCCCCGUCAAAGCAAUAAACGAACCGGGAUGUUUAAAAUUUGAAGUGGACGAGGACAAGAUGUACAUGGAUAUAGGGCUUUAUGGGUACACUGGGAAGCCGGAUCAGUACGAGGAUGAGAAAUCCAACAAAGCAUUGGAAAAAUUUUGUUUGGAAAAUGUAUGAAAGGGCCAUAUGCCGACACAUAUUUAAGCCGGGACGAAUGUGACCAAAUGUUCGAUCCAACGUUCUACAAUAAAGUGAGGGCAGAGCUCAACUGCUCAGAUGCGUUUCCGACCCCUUACGACAAAAUAUGUCAAGCUGGGAGAAAAUGACUGAAAUACGUACAAGUUAUACAUACCUGAUGUAACCUUUCUGCAUUUGGAAAUCGAAUUGAAUUUGGUAGAACUGCGCUUAGAAUAUCGAAGAAUCCCAAAAAUGUCUCUGAUUUUACACACUAUUAAUGCCUAUGCAUGUUCGUAUGUACAUGCAUAUGCCCAUAUAUGUAAAUAGUUCUGUUUUUUGACAUAAAAUAAACUAAUUUGUGUGAAUU
Messenger RNA from Folsomia candida, 1853 nucleotides. RefSeq names its product delta(24)-sterol reductase. The record is from RefSeq and is a predicted model, not a curated record. Bases 356 to 1486 code for a protein of 376 amino acids. The transcript has 8 exons. Gene Ontology annotation, biological process: steroid metabolic process. NCBI's taxonomy places the organism in Eukaryota, Metazoa, Arthropoda, Collembola, Entomobryomorpha, Isotomidae. Gene Ontology annotation, cellular component: cytoplasm; membrane. Gene Ontology annotation, molecular function: FAD binding; Delta24(24-1) sterol reductase activity.